AACUGAAAGCAUUCUUAGCUUUCUAGUGGCCCCCACUGCCUCACUGGCUGUGGAGCUCUCCAGACCAUAGAUUCCUUUUUUGCACUAGCAAAAAAAGAUGCUCUCUAAUCUGAGGAUCCUCUUCAACAAUGCAGCUCUCAGAAAGAAUCACAAUUCUGUGGUUCGAAAUUUUCGGUGUGGGAAGCCACUACAGGGUCAAGUCCAGCUGAAAGGCCGUGACCUCCUUACCCUAAAGAACUUCACAGGAGAGGAGAUUCAGUAUAUGCUGUGGCUAUCUGCAGAUCUGAAAUUCAGGAUAAAGCAAAAAGGAGAAUAUUUGCCUUUAUUGCAAGGGAAAUCCUUAGGAAUGAUUUUUGAGAAAAGAAGUACUCGAACAAGACUGUCCACAGAAACGGGCUUUGCUCUUCUUGGAGGACACCCUUGUUUUCUUACCACACAAGACAUUCAUUUGGGUGUGAAUGAAAGUCUCACAGACACAGCUCGUGUAUUAUCUAGCAUGACAGAUGUGGUGUUAGCUCGAGUGUAUAAACAGUCAGAUCUGGACAUCCUGGCUAAGGAAGCAUCCAUCCCAAUUGUCAACGGACUAUCAGACUUGUAUCAUCCUAUCCAGAUCCUGGCUGAUUACCUCACACUCCAGGAACACUAUGGCUCUCUCAAAGGUCUUACCCUCAGCUGGAUAGGGGAUGGGAACAACAUCCUGCACUCCAUAAUGAUGAGUGCUGCAAAAUUCGGGAUGCACCUUCAAGCAGCUACUCCAAAGGGUUAUGAGCCAGAUCCUAAUAUAAUCAAGCAGGCAGAGCAGUAUGCCAAGGAGAAUGGUACCAAGUUCUCAAUGACAAAUGAUCCAUUGGAAGCAGCCCGUGGAAGCAAUGUAUUAAUUACAGACACUUGGAUAAGCAUGGGACAAGAGGAGGAGAAGCAAAAGCGUCUUCAGGCUUUCCAAGGUUACCAGGUUACAAUGAAGACAGCUAAAGUUGCUGCAUCUGACUGGACAUUUUUACACUGCUUGCCUAGAAAGCCAGAAGAAGUGGAUGAUGAGGUGUUUUAUUCUCCACGGUCCUUAGUGUUCCCAGAGGCAGAAAAUAGAAAGUGGACAAUCAUGGCUGUCAUGGUAUCCCUUCUAACAGACUACUCACCUAUGCUCCAGAAGCCAAAGUUUUGAUGCUGCAUUGUGUCAAGAGAAAAAAAAAUCCUUGAAGCUCUUUAAAACAGAAUAAGUCAGUUUAUGGGGGAAAGAGAAGAAUUUAAAAUUGUAAACAAAUCCCUAGUACAUGGUAUGAGUAACAUCUGUUAUUGCUUUGCAAUUGUGAGACUUUUUUUUUUGAGAAUAACAUUUUACUUCACACAAAUACGUUGUACAACAUAGAACUUCAAGGUGCUUUAUUAUCCUGCUUGACUUGGUUUAAACAAUCUCUUUAAUUCACAACUUCUGAAUUGCAUUUGGGUCUCAUAUUAGUGUCACACAUAUUUUCUUUUUCUAAACACUAAACACUAUGCUUAUUGCAUAAUGUCUAUAUCAUUAAAUGUAACCUAUGCUUAUUGCCUUAUUAAAUGAUCAUCCGUGUUCAUUUAUAAAUAAACAUUUGCCAGUCAAAUAACA
This is a messenger RNA of Psammomys obesus (fat sand rat), 1600 nucleotides long. It is a transcript of the gene Otc, whose product is annotated as ornithine transcarbamylase. The transcript is spliced from 10 exons. The record is from RefSeq and is a predicted model, not a curated record. Gene Ontology annotation, biological process: L-citrulline biosynthetic process. The coding region runs from base 98 to 1162 and encodes 354 amino acids. NCBI's taxonomy places the organism in Eukaryota, Metazoa, Chordata, Mammalia, Rodentia, Muridae. Gene Ontology annotation, cellular component: mitochondrion. Gene Ontology annotation, molecular function: amino acid binding; ornithine carbamoyltransferase activity.